Arvicola amphibius (Eurasian water vole) is the source of this 2547-nucleotide messenger RNA. It is a transcript of the gene Top6bl, whose product is annotated as chromosome 1 C11orf80 homolog. Bases 665 to 2416 code for a protein of 583 amino acids. Gene Ontology annotation, biological process: meiotic DNA double-strand break formation; reciprocal meiotic recombination. The record is from RefSeq and is a predicted model, not a curated record. The transcript has 18 exons. Lineage: Eukaryota; Metazoa; Chordata; Mammalia; Rodentia; Cricetidae.
UGCAGGGGCGGAGGAGGGAGUUGCCAGAACCCAGAGACCUGCUCGUCAGGCCACUAGUUGCCCAAGACUAGGGAAAACCUGCCAGAGGGGGCCCCAAAGCAAACCCCUGCUUUCAGAAGGUCUGCAAUGGGUAGACCUCUCUGGGCGUUGCUGGGUGGGCUUGCUUCAGGACGCCUGAACUUUGAUCUCAGCCCUGAGAGCAGAGAAACACAGGAGCAAGGAGAUCCUGGAAGUGGAGCCAGGUGUGCUGGUGCUGACUUCUAUGGCCUCUGGGGAGCUCUCAAGUUCGUCCUUCUUGAGAACCUGUAUUUGUAAAAAUCAAGGCCUCCAAAUCUCUUCUGCUGGGAGCCACCCCACCGGAAGAUCACCCCUCAAGUGGAAGUAAUCUCUCAUAUUGGAACUGGCUGGGCCACGGGCAGGGAUGAAGAAAACACUCUUGCAAAGAAUGGAGACGGGAGGAGAAAAGACCUGUUUCUCACCUGGAGGACUUUCAAGAUCUGGAAUGGGCUGGGACUUUGCAUAUCUAACUCAUUCCCAGGUGGCUCAAAAGAUGCUGACAAAAGGUGCUCAGAGGGCCACUAACCAAGCCCGCAGCUGCAACUACUUCGGCUGCUCCGAGGACUGAAAAGCACAGAGUUCCGGGUUGCUUCUACAGGAAGAGUUUAUGGUGGCCUGGUCUUCAAGAAGUUUCUACAAGGGUUCACAGAGGAAGUCAGAUCUCCUGAUUUUGGUGGUUAUGAGUUGCCUAACAGGGGUGCGAAGAACUGAACUCAGCCCUCCGAAAGAAGAGUAUGUGUUCUUAACCCUGAGUCACCUCUCCAACCUCAGACCCUCAUUUUUCAAAAUACAACCUGUGCUGCCCAGAUUCUCUGCAAAGCUGACUUGGGCUUCAGAGGAGGGUGACCGUUCUCAAGACACAUCAGGUGUAACACCCUUCCAGAUGACUUUUCAGGUUAAUGAAAAUCCUCGAAGUUUGAUGACAGACUGUCUGAUUAUAAAGCGUUUUUUACGAAAAAUCAUCAUAGUUCAUCACAAGCUCAAGUUUAAUUUGACGGUGAAUGGGAUCCUCUCUGCAGAGAUUUUUGGGGCAGAGAAGGAGCCUAUUUUGAGACUGUCCAAUGGCAUCACUCUUGUUGUGGGCUUUCAGCAUUAUGUGAGUAAGCCAAAACUGAAUUCAACUGAAUCGCACUGCAGCAGAAUCCACCCUGUGCUAGGACAUCCAGCUCCACUGUCCAUCCCUGAUGGCAUGGCCAACAUGGGCUUGCUGGGGAAACUGGCGCUGACUCCAGCUGCUGCUCUGUGCCCAAGCCCCAAGGUCUUCUCCCGCCAACGGGAUAGGAUUUCUUCAGUUUCCAUAUUUCUAUAUGGACCUUUGGGUCUGCCUCUGAUAUCAGAUCAGGAGCAGCCAAGUAUCACUGUCUUCAGAGAUCCCUCCUAUUUCAUUGACUGGAAGAAACACAAUUUGUUUAUGGUGCCCACUUUGGAUCUCAAUUUGGAUACAGAUUUGGUGAUUCCAGAUGUGAAUUAUCAAGUGGAGUCCAGUGAGGGGAAUCAGUCUCAGGAUAUGGACUCAGAGGGACCAGCUCUGCUACUUUUCCUAUUUGUAGAUUUCCACAGUAGAUUCCCAGUCCAGCAAGCAGAAGUCUGGGAGCUCUGUGCACUAGGAAACAGAUUGUGCAGAAUUAGUCUGUGUUCGUGUGCCUUUAAAAGAAAAUCAGUCGGCUGGCCUCCCGCCCACCUUGUCAUGGACUCCACACUUUGCUCACAGCUCAUCUCGGUGCCACCCUCGCAGAGAGCCGAAGCACCGUGCAAGAGUCCAUCCAGUCGGCUGUGGACCAGGUCUUGGAGCGACAUCACCAGGCUGCCCAGGCAGCUGACACACAGGAAUUUGGGACCAAACUGCACAGAUUAUUUUAUGAUACCAUCCAGGGCCGACUUCUGCACCACUGCGCAUGCAACACAGAACAGCACCCGACUCCAGAGAAAAAGCAUUCCACCCAGAGCACCGAAGACUGGCAUGGGACUAUCGGCCAGCAGUCCCAUGCGGAGAGCAGCGGGCAAGCGGAAAACAAGAAGCUCAAGAGAAGCCCCAGCCUGGGCAGGGAAGAAUCGCAAACUCUGUGCCCCGCCAGGGAUCCGAGCCCUCCAGAGUGCGCCACACGCCACCACGAGCCCACUGUGGCCUCCCCCAAUGCCAGAGGGUCGCCGGCCCGAGCGGCCCCGGCGCCAGACGCAGCGAGCCCUGCGGGCGGCCUGGAGGUACCGCGGCGAGCGCAGGGCGGGUGCCAGCCUGGGCUGCUGCCGCUGGGUCCUCACCACUGUCGCCUCUGCUCCCGCAGGACUUGUGGCUGCAAGAGGUCUCCAAUUUGUCCGAGUGGCUGAGUCCGGGACGCAGGUUCUAAGCGCCCGCUACUGAGGAUCCCAGCGGGCCAACGCGCCCGGGACACGUGUGUCGUGCCUUCUAGAGUUCAAUAAAGCUGAUCCAAGCACAGAGUCUCCGCUACGGUGCAAGGGGAGGGGCACCUCGGGGCCACCGGCAGCUCGCGC